This is a messenger RNA of Acaulospora colombiana, 642 nucleotides long. NCBI's taxonomy places the organism in Eukaryota, Fungi, Glomeromycota, Glomeromycetes, Diversisporales, Acaulosporaceae. The record is from the annotation of a GenBank genome assembly.
AUGAAUAAUUUUCAUUUUUCUUCUGACACCGCCACCGCCACCUCACUUGCAUCAACAGCCUCCAAUACGUCGCUUGCAUUUAUUGAUGCGGACACAUUUUCUAUAUCGAUCGAGACAUUGAUCAAAGCAGCGGCAACCAAUAAUCCAUCAGUUGCUAAAUUAGGGCGACCUUCAACAAAAUCCGUGCGCUCACACAAAAAGACUAGGCCUUUAACGUCAAGAAUUCACAAGCCCAAGCAUAAGAGUAAUUCACCCGUAAUACAUAACGAAUCAUUAGUAAAGGACAAGAAUUAUAUAGAACCUAAGACAUUUAAGUUAAAACCGCCUCAGAAAAUGAGUACUCCUGUGCCACAACUCACAAAACUCCCGCAAACGUGGUGGUUAAGUUAUUACCCUCCCCGCUUCUUGACCUUGUUUCUACUAGGUUCAUUCACCUCUUUUAUAGUCGACCACCUGCUUACUCAAAACCACAUAACAGAAUAUCCAAAGGACACCGCAAAACUUAUUGACACGGCAGCAUGGAUUCCUCCAACAUGCGGUUUAUCAGCAAUAUUGAUAGGUUCAUUAUUUCCACUGGUAGAUUAUUGGCUCAGGAAAAAACCUCAGGAAUUUCAAAGGGAAUGGAGUAAUGUCAUUAGGUGA